AUGACCAAUGAUAGCACUUCUCCAGAUCCCUAUGUCGAGACUCCACUUUCCCGGGGACCACUUGCACAAGAACGAGCAGAGGACUGGGAACAAUAUGCUGCCAUUGUCAGCAGACACAGCCAGAAUUUGAUUAAGAAAGGUGGACCGGACCCUGCCAAUUGGCCUAAGCCCAAGAACACGAAUGGAAGUUUGGUUGUAAUUGGUUCAGGCAUCAAAAGUGUCUGCCAGUUUACUGUUGAAGCCCUUGGUUAUCUUAAGGAUGCUGAUCAAGUAUUCUAUCAUGUCGCUGACCCAGUAACGGAAAAUUACAUUAGAAAAAUGAAGCCAAAUGCCAAAGAUUUGUCUGUUUUAUAUGGUAACAAGAAAGAGAGGUUUGCAGUUAAUCUUUGUAUUUAAUUGAGCCUGACACAAAUCUUAAUCCGGUCGUUCCCCACCCAAAGUAAAGUUGAUGUUUAGUUGUCCAAUCAAAGUGUUCACGCUGUUAAUAUUCAAAAAAUGUUCUCCCAAUACAGCAGAUUAAUUUUUUCAGCAGAUUUCCGAUGAAAAAUUGAAAGCUUUGCGUUUUACACAGAGCUGCCAAUUUUGUGUGAGAUGUCCGCUGAUAAUAUGAGCCCGCACGAGUGGGAGAAAGUUUGCUACAUUUGACCAACGUGGUUUCAGGGAAAAUAUAAAUUUCACACAGUAACAACAAUCUAUACCAAAUAUGUAAUGAACAAUAGUAUAAUCUAAUUAUCACUAACCAUUCAGGAGACAGAUUACAAAUUCUUUCUCUGGUAGAUUUAUCAGGUGAAAAGCCGGAUUUUGACUUCUUUACAUGCGGCCAGACAGGGAAUUGUGUUUUCCCUUCCACCCAACCGCAUUUAAGGUAAUUCCGCAGUUUUGCAUUGCGCACUUUUACUGCGCACAUCUUAUAACUUAUAAUUCCAUCCAUUAUGUGUACCGUUUAAAAAAAAAUCAUUUUAUGACAAUUUUAUGUUACUUCAAAACAUCUUUGGUUACAUUCGUGCAAAGAAUUACGUUCAAAUCAAUGUUUUCAAAAAAGGCUUACAAAAGUGUACCUAGGGUUCCCUGUGUCUGUAGUAUAUUUAUUUACUUGUAUUUCACGUUUUAAUGCCACAAUUCCCUAAAAAGAUCGGUGACCACCGUUUUUUAACUGAUAAUUUAUUUCUUUAAUGCAUCUUACAUUUCAUAUCCGAAAUUAAAAGAUAAAUCAUUUCUGGAUCUUGAAAAAAAAAAUGCUUUAUCAAUGCAUGUUCUCAAAGAAAGAUAUGUAAAGAAAUGUGGAAAAGACAUUUGUGGAUCAGAAUUGUACACGUUAGCAGUAUUUUGCUCAAAACACAAUAUUUUUUCAAAAAUAAUUACAAGAUAGGUUUACUAAAGCAAAAUCCGCGCUAAAAACGUCAAUAAAUAUCGGGCUGUUGUGAGUUUGCUGUUACUCGUAAUGAGCGUCAAGAUGGCGCCAUAUUGGGGUAAAGGUGGUAUAUUGUGAUUGUCAUAUCUUCUUAACGAGUUCGGUGACCCCGACUUUUUUGUGUGAUUUUACUUUAAGUAUUUCAUAAACUCCAUGCCUGGUAAGUUGCAGCACAUUCUCAUUUCGGGAACAAUUACUGCGUAAUUAUAUGGUCUGAUACUCGGGCUAGUGUUGACUUAAUUAAAACUUGGCUUUACUCUUAUACAGUAUUGUCACUUUCAUAAGUUUCAAUUUAGUUCUCUAAUACUCACAUGUGCAAAGCUGUCUAAAACAGACAUAUCUGACCCAACUUUGAGAUGUCUAAACUUCCGUAGGAGGAGAUUUUGUCCAUGCAGGUACAUCGGGCUUCUAUGACUUCAAGAUAGUAUUACAUCUUCCUAAAAGCGUUUCAAAAAUCCUAAAUAGACAGAUUUCCAAGUUAGGAAAUGUAAAACCUCUAUACCUACCAACAGACUUAUACGACAAGAACAACAAGAAUAUGGAACAUAUUACCAGGAUCAAUAACCGAUAAAUCUAACUCUCUAAUAACCUUUAAAAAUCUCUUAAUUAAAUAUUACUAUACCGCAUUAGAUAGGAAUUAUAAUGUGGAUGAUCCUCGGUCGUGGAAAACAAUUUGCCUGAAAUGUAACCAGGCCCGGGACCUAACCAAACCUAUUGCAUGUUGUUUUUAAAUUAGAUCUGUAUCUAUAUAAUGAUGUAUUUGUGACAAUGAUGUAUGUGCGUGUGUAUGUUUGUGUAACACUGUACUUGUAGUUUACGUUUUGGUAUCAUAGUAAUUGGCCUGAAGCUGUUGUGAUUUCCUAUCACAUUUGUAAUGUUAUAUAUGUAAUUACUGUUAUUGGUCAUGUAUUCUUGUUGUGACAAAGCUUGUAAAAAAAAAUCUAGCACUGAAUUCAUGACUACGAAAUCGACACUUCAACUUGUCAUUUCAGGAUACUGACAUACUAUCAAAUGGCUGAAGCGAUGUUGCACCCUGUCCGCCAUGGGCAAAAAGUGGUCACAAUCUACUAUGGUCAUCCUGGUAUCUUUGUGUACGCCAGUCAUCGCGCCAUACGAAUUGCACACAAGCAAGGUUUAAAAGCAAAAAUGUUGCCAGGUGUGUCCGCUCUUGAUUGUCUGUUUGCCGAUUUGGGAGUAGAUCCUUCGUUUCCAGGUAUGCAAGUAUUGGAAGCAACUGAUUUCCUGGUUCGCAAUCGAAAAAUUUUGACAGACGGCCAUGUCGUUAUUCUUCAA
Paramuricea clavata is the source of this 2704-nucleotide messenger RNA. Lineage: Eukaryota; Metazoa; Cnidaria; Anthozoa; Malacalcyonacea; Plexauridae. The record is from the annotation of a GenBank genome assembly.